Molecule: messenger RNA, 1195 nt
Organism: Trichoplusia ni (cabbage looper)
Lineage: Eukaryota; Metazoa; Arthropoda; Insecta; Lepidoptera; Noctuidae
Product: lysophospholipase-like protein 1
Biological process (GO): protein depalmitoylation
Cellular component (GO): cytoplasm
Molecular function (GO): palmitoyl-(protein) hydrolase activity; carboxylic ester hydrolase activity
Source: RefSeq, a predicted model, not a curated record
CAUUCAAAGUUAUGUCUUCAAAAAUAUGUUUAAGGGAUUUUACUCCCAACAUUUUGGAGUAUUAAUACAAAAUUAAGAAUAGUAUUUACAUCCUAUUCACAACCUUUUUUUUUGUCCAGUGGAAAUCCUCAUGGACAUCCUUCGCCCUGGAGAAGGCGAAGGGGUGUGCCGGACUCUUACCGGCUAAAACCACUGGAAUGCAGUCUACCGCGAACCCCGACAUGGAGCUCCUAAAAGAGCUGCAUCAUCGUUGAGAGGAAGAGUAGUGUCGAUCCUAUUCACAACCUAGCCUAACAAAGAUGCGUGUUAUUCUUUCGGACGACAGAUUAUACACUGCACCUGCUAACAGAAAGAAUCUAUUCUUGCCGUUGUCACUGUCAUGUCAGUGUCAACCAACGAGAUAAACGAGAUCAUAAAAAUCUGUAACACGAUUGAGGACAGUUCAUUUUGGGCACGAAUUACGAAAUCGAAAUUAGUUUUAAUAGGAAUUUAUUUUAAUAUUACAGACACCAUGUCUAGGCUCGGUGCAUUGCAUUUAACUCAACACACCGGACCCAAACAUACUGCUACAGUGAUAUUCUUUCAUGGUUCAGGGUCAUCAGGAGCCGAUAUGAAAGAGUGGGUAAGACUUAUGGUAAAAUCAUUUUCGUUUCCACACAUAAAAGUUAUGUAUCCAACGGCACCUGCACAGCCUUACACCCCAGCUGGGGGACAAAUAAGCAACGUUUGGCUAGAUAGAGCAGGCAUCAGCCCGAAUGUGCCUGAAAUCUUAGAUUCUAUUGCAAAUAUUGAGGUGGAGGUAAAGAAUCUAAUAAAAAAAGAACAUGACUCGGGAAUACCUAGUAACAGAAUUGUAGUUGGUGGCUUUUCGAGGAGGACACUGUCAUUACAUACAGCAUACAGAUGGGAUCGCAACUUAGCUGGAGCAUUUGUAUUCAGUUCUUUCCUGAAUUCUAAUUCGAUAGUCUACAAUGAACUCAAAAAUUUAUCAGGAGUGCGAUUGCCACCAUUACUUCAACUCCAUGGCAACAUUGAUGAGCUGGUCGUGAGCUGGGGCCAGGAUACCUUUAAUGUUAUGAAGAGUCUUGGUGUGGAAGGAGAUUUUCACAUAUUGGACAGACUAGGACACUCAAUAAACAAACGAGGGAUGAUCUUGAUUAAAGACUGGAUUGAAAAACAUUUACCUGAAAUAUGA